This is a messenger RNA of Ceratina calcarata, 1871 nucleotides long. RefSeq names its product putative ATP-dependent RNA helicase DDX56 (gene Hlc). The record is from RefSeq and is a predicted model, not a curated record. The transcript is spliced from 6 exons. Gene Ontology annotation, cellular component: cytosol. Gene Ontology annotation, molecular function: RNA helicase activity; ATP binding; nucleic acid binding. The coding region runs from base 197 to 1852 and encodes 551 amino acids. Lineage: Eukaryota; Metazoa; Arthropoda; Insecta; Hymenoptera; Apidae.
AAAUUUUUCGCUAGCAUCAAUAAUUGAUUAAUACAUCGGCCGACACUGGAGGAUAGAACUCACAGAUAAGAGACUACUUGUUCAUUCGAUGUAUUAGUGUUCAUAUUCAUAUUCGUUGAUCCAGUAAACACGUGGUCUUGUGAUUGCUGACAGUUCUACACGUGCUUUUAAGCUACAAUAAUAAUUCGUACGCAAUAUGACUUCGAACGAAAUGGACGUAGACGAAGAGAAUGAAACGAAACCGAAAAACUUCCACGAAUUUGAAUUGGACGACAGGAUUUUAAAGGCUAUCGCGAAAUUAGGUUGGUUCGAGCCUACGUUAAUACAAGAAAAAGCUAUACCACUGAUGCUCGAUGGAAAAGAUAUUUUAAUUCGAGCUCGUACAGGAUCGGGGAAAACUGCCGCAUUUGCUAUUCCAUUGAUUCAAAAAAUUUUAUCAAACAAAAGAACGCAGAAGACGCAAGAAAUUAAAGGGCUCAUAAUCGCUCCAAGUAAAGAAUUAUGCAAGCAGAUUCAUGACGUUAUAUUAAGUUUAACAAUAAAGUGUAGCAGAGAAGUUAGAGCUGUUGAUGUCAGUCCACCAGUGGACAUUAGUGCACAGAAAUUGUUGUUAACAGAGAAGCCUGAUAUUGUUAUUGGAACACCAAGUAAAUUACUGCAACAUUUAAAAGCAAACAAUAUGAAACUGAAGAAGUCUCUUGAAACUUUAAUAAUUGACGAGGCUGAUUUGGUGUUUUCAUUUGGAUACGAAGAUGAAGUGAAAAGUCUAUUGAGUUAUUUACCAAUCGUAUAUCAGGCUGCUUUAGCGUCUGCAACAUUGUCAGAAGAUGUGAUAACGCUUAAGAAGUUGGUGCUGCAUAAUGCAGCGAUUUUAAAAUUAGAAGAGCCUCCGUUAGCUCCUUUAUCUCAAUUGUCGCAUUAUAGUCUCGCGGCAGAAGAAAAUGAUAAAGCUGCUAUUUUAUAUGCCUUGUUGAAAUUGAACUUAAUCAGGGGGAAAACUAUAAUAUUUGUAAAUACUGUAGAUAGGUGUUAUAAGCUGAAAUUAUUUUUGGAACAGUUUGGUAUACCUACUUGUGUAUUAAAUUCUGAGUUACCCGCAGUUUCGCGAUGCAGAGCGGUUACUCAAUUUAAUUCCGGAACGUACGACAUUAUAAUAGCAUCGGAUGAAAAAUCAUUGGAAGAACCACAUCUAAUAAAAGUUAAAAAAGGAAAACGGAAGAAGGAUAAGGAAUCUGGUGUGGCGCGUGGUAUUGAUUUCCAGUUCGUAUCCAAUGUAAUUAAUUUUGACUUUCCUCUGGACGUGAACUCCUACAUUCAUAGAGCUGGCCGUACGGCUCGAGGAAAAAAUCAGGGAACGGCGUUAAGCUUCGUAUCAAUAAGAGAAAGACCUCUCCUGGACGAAGUUGAUUCAGAAUUAAAACACUGUUAUAAUCGCGAUAACUUAUUCAAGACGUAUCAAUUCAAAUUAGAAGAAGUCGAAGGUUUCCGAUAUCGAGCAAAAGAUGCAUGGAAAGCUGUUACCAGAAUCGCUGUCCGCGAGGCUCGUUUAAAAGAAAUAAAACAGGAGGUGCUUAAUUGCGAAAAGUUAAAAAGUUACUUCGAAGACAAUCCAAGAGACCUACAGUCAUUGAGGCAAGACAAGGCGCUGCACACUGUAAAAUUGCAGCCACACUUGAAAGAUGUGCCUGAAUACAUAGUACCACCGACUUUGAAGAGGCUCGUUGGUAUCGGUAGAAAAAGGAGGAAAUUUAACAGAGAAGCCGCGCAAUCAAAACCUACAGCUACGCGAUCGAAACAUCAAGCACGUGCAUCGAACCCACUUAUCAGCCUGCAAAUACAAAGUUCAAAAUAAAAAGGUUCUUGUACCAGAA